AUGGCAACGAGACGUUAUACGGAUCCUGUCUACCUUCAAUUUAUAUGGGACGCACUUGAAGCUCCUACGGCCGGCAGACCUUACACCUUUGAAUGCAUAUUUGACUUCGUUCGAACGGAAAAGGAUCCUAAAUGUAAUCCUGGUAAACUUCGCCAGGAGCUCGCAAACUCCGUUAGGGAUAGGUGCAUAUCGGUAAAUGGUGGUCAGUACAGAAAGACAGACUGGUCUGACUUACCUACCAAGGGCAAGCAUGAUUGCAGUUGGUCUUUUCGUCCAUGUAAAGUCCUUCACGAGAGCAGCGACGGCUACGAGGUGAUCUGCUUUGAUGGCAGGCGAGAGCGUGAGUUCAUUCCCUCACACAGCGCCGUAGACAUGAACUUCACCGCCUCCGAACUGGGUUUGCGUAUGACGGCUUCUUUAAAAAAGGCCCUCGAGGAAGCUGAACGAUACAAAAAGAACCAAAUGUUGAGGUCGUCGGGCAAAGAA
Messenger RNA from Dibothriocephalus latus, 486 nucleotides. Lineage: Eukaryota; Metazoa; Platyhelminthes; Cestoda; Diphyllobothriidea; Diphyllobothriidae. The record is from the annotation of a GenBank genome assembly.